This is a messenger RNA of Anoplopoma fimbria (sablefish), 4291 nucleotides long. RefSeq names its product serine/threonine kinase 24a (STE20 homolog, yeast) (gene stk24a). The record is from RefSeq and is a predicted model, not a curated record. Lineage: Eukaryota; Metazoa; Chordata; Actinopteri; Perciformes; Anoplopomatidae. The transcript has 11 exons. Bases 458 to 1759 code for a protein of 433 amino acids. Gene Ontology annotation, molecular function: protein kinase activity; ATP binding. Gene Ontology annotation, biological process: protein phosphorylation.
CGCCGGGCGACGGAGAAAAGUGAUGAGAGAAUAGAACAACAAGCGAUACAACUAAAUAACAGUGCGCCUUCAGUGACUCUGUGCGGUCGUUUUACAACCAGACACCCGUCGUGUCACCGGGGAGCCGUAAAGAGCACGCUGAGGGGCCGCGUCGGUGCACAGAGAUCUAAUCAUUCAACUGUGUGCGUUAGCUGCUAAAGUAGCCACCGACGCUAACGCUUCGCUAACUGCGGAAGGAGAGCGAGGAGGCGCUGGCAGGCUGCUCCGAGAACCAGAAGACAAGUCAGGCUGAGUUCUUAUUGUAAUUUGAAAUCAAGCCACCUUUACAUUUCUGCACAUUAACUCAUCUAAGUUAUCGUUUGAGUUGGUGGGACAUCCAAACCCCCGCUUCGGUCAUUAAACUAACGCAACACCAGAUCCAGACGAGGAAAGGCGUCAUCUCUGCUGAUCUGACGCCAUGGCUCUGUCUCCUCUUCAAAGUGGACUGCCGGGGAUUCAGAAUUUCAAAGCUGAUCCAGAAGAUUAUUUUACCAAGCUGGACAGGAUAGGCAAAGGCUCUUUUGGUGAAGUUUUUAAAGGCAUCGACAGUCGCACACAGAAAGUUGUGGCCAUUAAAAUUAUUGAUCUGGAAGAAGCCGAGGAUGAUAUCGAAGACAUUCAACAGGAGAUCACAGUUCUCAGCCAGUGUGAUAGUCCCUUUAUCACCAAGUAUUAUGGAUCCUACCUAAAGGGUACAAAAUUAUGGAUCAUCAUGGAAUAUUUGGGUGGAGGAUCAGCACUGGAUUUGUUGGAACCAGGAGCCCUGGAUGAAACACAGAUUGCCACAAUUCUGAGAGAGAUCCUGAAAGGGCUUGAGUAUCUGCACUCUGAAAAGAAAAUCCACAGAGAUAUCAAAGCGGCCAACGUGUUGCUGUCAGAGCAAGGCGAUGUGAAGCUGGCAGACUUUGGAGUGGCGGGCCAGCUAACAGACACCCAGAUAAAAAGGAACACAUUCGUCGGUACUCCUUUCUGGAUGGCGCCUGAAGUCAUAAAGCAAUCUGCCUACGAUUCAAAGGCAGACAUCUGGUCAUUAGGAAUAACGGCAAUAGAAAUGGCUAAAGGAGAGCCGCCGCACUCUGAGCUUCAUCCGAUGAAGGUCUUAUUCCUCAUCCCAAAGAACAAUCCACCGACACUGGAAGGAAACUACAGUAAACCACUUAAAGAAUUUAUUGAAGCCUGUUUAAAUAAGGAGCCUAGCUUUAGGCCAACUGCCAAAGAGCUGUUAAAACACAAGUAUAUUGUAAGGCAUGCCAAAAAGACUUCCUAUCUGUCCGAGCUGAUUGACAGAUACAAGAGGUGGAAAUCAGAGCAGUCUCGGGAACAAUCCAGCUCAGAUGAAUCUGAUGAGGAGCCAAACGGCCAGGCUUCUGGAGGAAAUGACGCUGGCAAUGAUGACUGGAUCUUCAACACCAUCAGGGAGAAGGACCUCAAAAAGUUUCAGAACGGGGCGGCACAGCCUGCCGAGCUUGAAAGGACACAGGUGCCGGAGAGUCCAAAGAGGCCUUUGUCACAAAGCUUAUCAACAAUCUUUUCUCCGUUGUUUACUGAGUUGAAAGAGAAGGGCGAGACACGUAAUGGCAAGCCAGAGGCGGUGGAGGAGCUGCGGGAGGCCAUUUUCCUGGCAGAAGAAACACACCCAGGGAUCUGUGACUCCCUGGUAGCUGAACUAGUGCAGAGACUUCAGAGGUUCUCUGUGCCACAAACAACUGCCAGUCACUGAGAGGAGCCACAUCCAGCUUUGCUCUAAUUUUCCACCCUGGUGGCAGCAGUCAGAUCUUUCCCUCUGACCUCCACAGCCUGGAUGAAGUCUCCCAGGAAGGUUCUCCAUCACUCAUUUGCCUGAAAGCAAAUCUUGGCCUAUAUAAUGUCUGUUUAUACGCUAGCACACCACCCGAGGGUCCUAUUCAGGACAGUCAGUGGCCAGCCACUCAGCUGCCACCAUGACUGCCACCUGCUGUAAAAUGUCCCUACUCAAUACCUCCUUCACAACUGUUUUUAUUUUGAUGGUGGAGUCUGCUGUCUUUCUGAAACGACUCUUGAGUUAUUGAUUUUGAUGCGUGUGUGGCUUUUGCACAAAGGUUUACACUCGGCAUCCUUUUUUGGAGAAAAUACCUUGCUUAAUUAAUUGCGUGCAUGUGUGUGUGGCUGUGCGAGAUAUCCUGUGAAAUGUGCGGUGGAGUGACGAGUGGGUUGAAGCAUUCUAUUGAAAACUCAGGUAUCCUGCUUUAAGUGGAUUGGGUUCUCUGGGAGACGGAAAGAGCUCUACAGGGUGGUUGUACAGACUUGUAAAUAAGCUAAUUUCUACAGAUUCAUGAAAAAAAAAUAAUGAAGUGUUUGUAAUGGAACCACUGUGUACAAAUGGCCAAAUGCAAACUGUAGAUAAUGGUUGUGAAGUAAAUAUUUUGAGAGACUAAAAUGGCCAUACAUGAGAUUGCCUUGCCUUUCUACUUGUUCUUUUGUAUAUCAGUCUUUGAUUUCUCCAGUUGUUAAACCUUUUCAGUACUCAUCCAGUGAAUGAAAAUGGCUGCCCUCUAUCAUGUUUUACUUUUGAUUUAUUAUAUAUUUCUUAAUACUCUUUGACUUUUUGGUUUCACACACAAUGCUGUGGCUGUAAUAAUGUUGGAGAAUGUAAAAAAGCAAAAGGCUGGAUCUAUGAAGCCCCCGCCAGUUUUAAACUGGAUGCUCGGUUGCCAGCUCCCAUUACACAAGGCCUCCAGUUGUGUUGGUUUGUUGGACUUUGCCUCAUCCCUUCUUUUCUUUUUUUUGCUUUGUGUUUUUUGACUAGUAAGAUGAACUGAGGUUUCGUCCAUUCAUUCCAUUAACAGGGCAGUUCUAUCAUCUAGUUCAUAAAUCAGCAGACUCUGUUAGUCUUCCUUGGAGCUGCAGUGGUACGAUCCAUCUCCUCCGCUUACCUACAGCUUUAAUUGCACUUCAAGUAUAAAUGCCUUUUUGUCUAUGAACAAAGUAGCCAUAAAACAGUAGCACGAGACUCACAGCAUUUUGCAGGUAUGCUAUCUAGGACAAAAAACGUCCACCUGAAGUCUUGCAGCUCGGACUCUGGAGUUGGCCAUGCAGUGUAAUAUUUGCUUGGCUGAAUCUUUUUAUUUGGACUUGUGAGAGUUUUUUUCACUUGUACAGUAAAUAAAUGCGCUAUAGACAAAGACUUCUCGCAUCGUAGAUGAAACUGCUCUCAGAUGUACAUAUUAACAUAAAGCCGGGAGGUUUUCAGAGACCAGCGGCACUGCUACUACUUCUGACUGCAGUUUAAAAGGAAUGUGCAUGAUAGUAUAACAGUAUAAAGCCUAUCGGUUGGCCUGAGCAGUAUGUGUUGUAGCAUACUGCUGCAGGACUGGAGGAAUGUUGAGUCCUGAACAGAGUUGAAUCAGCCUUAGAUUAUUUGUGAUGAAUGGGAUGAAUAGUAUCAGCUUUAAAAUGUUAGAUCCAAUGCUUUUGUUGUGAUUUCCCCCCUUUUCCCCCCCCCGUGGCAUUAAAAUGCACAUGCAGCAAUACUUUUAAAAGACAAGUGAUAAAAGAUCAAACAUACUUUUCCAUUCCUUCGCAGUAUGAUGCAUGCAUGAACAAAUGGACAUUUCUUUUUCUUCUCAGAUGAGAGGGCUUUUCAUAAUUCUUAUGGAGUUAGAUUUUUUUUUUUUUGCCACGGGCAAUAUAUGGUACACAAUAAACAAGGAAGUUAAAGCAACAGUACUGAACAACAUAAUUUACUCUUUUUCUCUGGGAGGGUUUAUUAAGAUCAAUCUUAAGGAAUAUUUGUCCGUUAAAUAUGCUGCUAAGCUUGCUUGCUAGCUGGUUAGCUUAGCUCAAGGACUAGAAACGGUGGGGAAACAGCUAGCCUGCCUAUGUCUAGAGGUUACAAAAUCUGCGCACCAGUACCUCUAAACUCACCAAUUAAUUCAAUUCAAUUAACACUUUAUAGUGUUGUGUUUUCAUUUGUACAGUAUCCUACAGCACUGUUUCUUGGCUCAGACCAGUCAAGUCAAUUCAAUAUGAUGUGCUUUAUUAGCAUAAGGGUAAAAAAAUAAUUAUUACCAAAGUGUCAAGUGUAAUGAUAAUAAAAAUAAAGAGGUACAAUUUAUUAAAUCAAGAAAAAAAGGAGAAAAAAUAUGUGCUGGUUACCUAGCAUAGCAAAAAAAAUAUGUGUUUCACUCCUAGCUGUAGCUUUGCUAGCUGUAGCUUCAUAUUUUCAGUAAAGGUGAGAAAGCGGUAUUAUGUAACUCUCUGCAGGAGAGUGAAU